This is a messenger RNA of Gossypium raimondii (Peruvian cotton), 1314 nucleotides long. RefSeq lists its product as uncharacterized. Lineage: Eukaryota; Viridiplantae; Streptophyta; Magnoliopsida; Malvales; Malvaceae. Gene Ontology annotation, molecular function: nucleic acid binding; zinc ion binding. The transcript has 3 exons. The record is from RefSeq and is a predicted model, not a curated record. Bases 1 to 1314 code for a protein of 437 amino acids.
AUGAUAAGAGCCGACGUGGAGGAGGAUCGUGAAGCAACAAUGGCGAGAUUUUUAGCCGGCCUAAAUCGGGAUAUUGCCAAUAUCGUCGAGCUUCAACACUAUGUAGAAGUUACGGACAUGGUGCAUAUGGCAAUAAAAGUUGAAAAACAAUUGAAACGGAAAGGACCCACGCGGACAUAUCCAACGGCUUCUACCAACAAGUGGGCUCAAGGGACUAGCAAAGCCCCCAAUCGGCCUAAGGAGCCUUUCGUUGCUGCCAAACCCAAUCAAGUAAGUGCCGAUGCUAGCAAAAAUAAAAACGAGGCUGUCUGGAAUCAUUCUCGCGAUCUCAAGUGUUUCAAGUGUCAAGGAAGAGGCCACAUUGCGAGUCAAUGUCCUAAUCGACGAGUGAUGGUGGUUCGUUCAAAUGGCGAGAUUGAGUCAGAAGAUGAACAAGAUGAGGAGCCUGAAAUUCCCAUGGAGGAAGGUGAAGAGCUCGAGCUGCCCGUUGAAGGAGAAUUACUUGUUGUCAAAAGGAGCUUGAAUAUCCAAGUAGCCGAAGAAGAACAACAACGAGACAACAUCUUUCACACCCGUUGCCAUGUUCAAGGCAAGGUAUGUAGUUUGAUUAUUGACAGAGGGAGUUGCACCAAUGUCGCAAGCUCUUUGCUUGUUGAAAAACUUGGUUUAGCUACCACAAAGCAUCCAACUCCUUACAAGCUACAAUGGCUAAACGACGGAGGCGAACUCAAGGUGACGAAGCAAGCAAGGGUGGCGUUUUCCAUAGGCAAGUACCAAGAUGAGGUGGUUUGUGAUGUCGUACCAAUGCACGCAGGACAUUUGCUAUUGGGGCGUCCUUGGCAAUUUGACCGGCGAGUAGUCCACGAUGGCUAUACAAACCGAUAUUCAUUUAAGCACCUUGGAAGGAAUGUUACAUUAGCUCCUCUCACACCGAAGCAAGAAUUUGGAGAUAUUUUUCCCGAAGAAGCGCCAAAUGGCCUACCUCCCAUUCGAGGAAUCGAGCACCAAAUCGACUUUGUGCCCGGUGCUGCAAUUCCAAAUGGGCCAGCAUAUAGAAGUAAUCCUGAGGAAACGAAGGAAUUGGAAAAGCAAGUAGCUGAAUUAAUGGAGAAGGGCUACAUCCGUGAAAGCUUAAGUCCGUCUUGUGAUUCGGUAUUGUUGGUUCCUAAAAGGAUGGAUCUUGGCGAAUGUUUCGUUGUGAGUGCUCGUGGUUUAGAAGUUGACCAAGAAAAGGUCAAGGCGAUCAACGAAUGGCCGCGUCCAACAAACAUCAGCCAAGUGAGGAGUUUUCACGGGUUGGCAAGCUUCUACUGA